AUGAUUUUUUAUAAAAGUAAAGGAGGAAUACAUUUAACAUUUGCUCUUAAACUACUAGUUACUGCAAGUUUCUCAAAUGAUAUUUAUUUGAUAGUCAUAUCCUCAGUGAAUAUAUUUACAAUAUUAAUGAAAAUGACAAUACAUAAGAAAUAAACACUUAUUUGGAAAUAUAUAAGAAUUAUUUUACUUUUAGAAUUGUGCUUGAAUGAUUAGCCUUUUGGACCUGUUAUUAUUGCAUCAAUUAAUUACAACAUCAAAUACAAGAUCGUUAUAUUGUCAUUUUAUAUUUUAAGAGCAAGUUUAAUAUUUUUUAACACUUUCAAGAUUAUUGAUUGGGUUUAUGUAGGUAUUUUAUUUAUCAGCUUCAAUGUGUACUUUUAUUUGCAUGUAAUAACUUUUUUAUUUUUAGGAUAUAAAACAAUCUGACAGUAAAGUAAAUUGCCAAUCUCAAAGAAAAUUGACUUAGUCUGAAAUUCCAUCAUAAAAUGAUUCUAAUGAUGUUAUUGAUUUCUUCAAUUAUAUUCCUUUAGGAAUAUGUUUAUUAGAUAAGAAUUACAAAAUUGUUAAUUCUAAUAAUAAGACUAAAAAGUAUUGUUCAAAUAUUGAAGAAAAUAGUUUAUAGCAAUAACUAUUUGUAAUGAUUCAUAAGUAAAAUACUUUAUCAUAUUAGAGCUUGGAUAGAGCAGUAAUAGAAUCCUAGUGCAUUAAGAUUUGAAAAGAGAUCUAUGUUCAAUUCAUCUGAAGAUUAUGGAUCAGACUUUUAAUUGAGAAGAAUGAAAUCAUUUAGUUAGACCAGAAAAAAAGCUAUAUCUCUAACCUUUCAUAAAUAGUUUAACCAUAUUAUUGAUUUUGCUCAAAUUAUCAAUAAAUUCAAAAAUUCAGGAAUGAUCAAUAAUUUUAACUCUCUUAAAUAUAGAGAUUAAACUAGUUAGAAAACGUAUGAGAUUAAGAUAUAUGAGAUAUCUAAAGGAUAUUUGAUCACGAUUAGAAACAUUACCAAAAAUGAGAAAUAAAUUGAUAUGAAGGAUAGAUAUCAUUUUUAAUAAAUGCUCAUUAAUUCAUUCUCACAUGAAUUACGCACUCCUUUAAAUUGUUCUUUAGCCCUCUUACAAACAUUGGAAUAAGAAGUGAAAUCAGAUUUGAAUGAUACAUAUCUAAAACCUGCAAUAAUCUCUAACAAAAAAUUGCUUCAUUAAAUAAAUGAUAUUUUGGAUUUUGCAAAUUUUGAAGUGUAAACAUUCCAAUUAAGACCUACCAUAUUUAAAUUAUCUAAUCUAAUAUAAACAAUAGAAGAUUAUUUUCAAGCUGAAUGUAAAUAAAAGAAAAUUGAAUUUAUAAUAUAAGUUUGCGAUGAUGCUUUUAUCAGAAGUGAUUUCGAUAGGAUACUAUAAAUUUUAGUUAAUUUAUUGAACAAUUCAGUAAAAUUUACAAAACAAAAAGGGAUUAUUAAGUUGAAUAUAUAAAGAGUAGGAUCCUUAUAUCAGUUCGAAGUCUAUGAUACAGGAUGUGGGAUUUCUACUGAGAAACUAUUUUUAAUUAAUAAAAUUCUAUAAAAUUCUGAAGUGGAUCUUGCAAGAAGAGGGGAAGAAGAUUAUCUUUAAUAUGUAGGUUUGGGUUUAAAAGUAUCAAGUUAAAUAGCCAGAUAAUUAUGCGAUAAUGGUGAAUUGUUCAUUACAAGUUAAUUGAAUCAAUUUACAAAUAAUAGAUUUAUUGUAAAAGAUUUGUAAUCUUAUGAUGAAACAUUAACUAUACCAACUGAUGAAUGUAUAUAAGAACCAUACAAGAGCUAUGUGAAAAAGAAAUGUAAUUGUUAAAAUGUAUUAAUUGUGGAUGACAUUCCUUUUAAUCAUUUAGCCUUUAUUACAGUUUUAAAAUACUUUAAUAUUAAAAGUGAUAGUGCAUAUGAUGGUUAAAUGGCUAUUGAUAUGGUUAAAAGUAGAUAUUAAAAAUGUUAAUGCACUUAUAAAUUAAUUUUUAUGGAUAUUGAUAUGCCUGGAAUUGAUGGAUAUUAAACCACUAAGCUAAUUUAAUAAUUUUUAGAAUAGAAUAAUAUGAAUACUGUCAUCAUAAUGUGUAGUGCAUUUGAUAGUAAAGAAAACAUAGAUAUUGCUUAUAAGAGCGGAAUGAAAGAUAUCCUUCCAAAACCAAUACAAACAAAUCGACUCAAAAAGAUACUAUAUAAAUAUUAUUUCUGA
Paramecium pentaurelia is the source of this 2195-nucleotide messenger RNA. The record is from the annotation of a GenBank genome assembly. NCBI's taxonomy places the organism in Eukaryota, Ciliophora, Oligohymenophorea, Peniculida, Parameciidae.